Molecule: messenger RNA, 681 nt
Organism: Rhipicephalus sanguineus (brown dog tick)
Lineage: Eukaryota; Metazoa; Arthropoda; Arachnida; Ixodida; Ixodidae
Exons: 5
Coding region: 1-681 (226 amino acids)
Molecular function (GO): protein binding
Source: RefSeq, a predicted model, not a curated record
AUGGUAUUCAAGACCUACGGCAACGUCGUCCGCCUGCUGGAGCAGUGUCAAGAUGGCCAACAUUCGCUGGAGCUGACUGACAGCAGCGCAAAUUCAGCAGUUGAGCUGACCUUGAGCAGAUACCCUCCAUACCCUGGAGACUCUAGCUGCUCCCUCACUGUUAGCGCACCGUGGGCAGAUGGCUUGCUUUUCGUUGUGCGCAUGCUCAAUAUGCGCUGGGAUGCAACACGAUGCCUUGACUACAUGAAGCUCGUUGACAAUGAAAGGGUCUUGCUGGCUCCACUGUGUACAUCCCGGGCCAUUGGAUCUCGCUUCGUUGCCAUGCGAGAGAACAGAAUCACGCUGGUAGUGGCGACCACAAAGUCAACUCCAAGCGGAAACUACACUGGCCUUAACAUAUUGUUCACAGGUUAUGUAAGCAAAAGUCGGUGCAGUCCGAAUGACAUGUUUCUAUGCAUGGAAUCAAAGAUUUGCAUUUCCAAGGCCCUGUUUUGUGACGGAAUUGACCACUGUGGUGAUGGCACUGACGAACCAGAAGACUGUGAGAGCAUGAACCGGCGCACCUGGAUUGAGUGGGCUCCAUUGCUGAGCUGGUUAUCAGUGUACGGCCUCUUCAGUGCAGUUCUCUUCAAAGUGUACUCCAAGAAAAAGCGGUCCAUCUUGGUGCUCAGAAAUUUGUGA